Siniperca chuatsi (mandarin fish) is the source of this 8419-nucleotide messenger RNA. Its product is annotated as E3 ubiquitin-protein ligase MARCHF6-like. The coding region runs from base 250 to 3042 and encodes 930 amino acids. The record is from RefSeq and is a predicted model, not a curated record. Gene Ontology annotation, molecular function: zinc ion binding. The transcript is spliced from 26 exons. Gene Ontology annotation, cellular component: endoplasmic reticulum membrane. Lineage: Eukaryota; Metazoa; Chordata; Actinopteri; Centrarchiformes; Sinipercidae.
ACCGCACAAUCAUGUUGCUUUGAGUAUGUCCUGACCGCUCGCUGAUGUAAUAUGAAGUGAAAAGGCUGAAACAUAUGGUCACGUCAAAGAUAAUCGGAGCUUGAACUUAACACUAACUUUAACUGUUUACAUGUAGCGGUCAUCGCUGUUAUACUGACUAGCCUGACUACUGUGGAGCAGGGCUGCCUUAGCAGCCAGUCAAGAUGGACACCGCCGAGGAAGGAGCAGGAUCUCGUGGUUUGCGAAGUUAUGUUAUUGUGUGCCUACUGUACAGCGGACAUCUGUCGGGUAUGUCGUUCAGAGGGGACCCAGGACAAGCCGCUCUACCACCCCUGUGUCUGCACUGGCAGCAUCAAGUUUAUCCAUCAGGAAUGCUUACUGCAGUGGUUGAAACACAGCAGAAAAGAAUACUGUGAAUUAUGCAAACACAGGUUUGCAUUUACACCAAUCUACUCUCCAGACAUGCCAUCUCGCUUGCCUGUCCAGGACAUCUUUGCAGGGCUGGUCACCAGUAUUGGAACAGCCAUCAGAUACUGGUUCCACUACACACUGGUGGCCUUUGCCUGGCUAGGCGUGGUGCCUCUCACAGCAUGUCGUAUCUACAAGUGUUUAUUUACCGGCUCUGUGAGCUCUCUCCUUACCCUGCCAUUAGAUAUGCUUUCAACACAAAACCUGCUUGCAGACUGCCUCCAGGGCUGUUUUGUGGUCACUUGCACACUGUGCGCCUUCAUCAGCCUGGUAUGGCUUAGAGAGCAGAUUGUUCAUGGUGGUGCCCCUCAGUGGUUAGAGCAGAAUCAACCCCCUCUAGUUCCUAACCAGCCUAACGGUCCUGCACCAGCUAAUGAGGUUCCAGGUGGUAACAUUGGAGUCAACGCCCAGGCUGCUGCAGACGCUGCAGUAGCCCAGCACCCUGCAGACCCUCCUCCAGACAGGCUGGCACCUGCCAACCCACAUGAGGCUGGCGACCCCGGAGAUGAGGCUGAACUUGACGAUGAGGAAGAAGAUGACGAUGAGGACGAAGAUGAAGAGGAGGAGGACGAAGAGGAAGGCAGGGAAGAGGAUGCUGCUGAUGCCAAUAAUGGAGGACAAGAAGAUUUGAACUGGAAUGCCCUGGAGUGGGACCGUGCAGCAGAGGAGCUGACCUGGGAAAGGAUGCUGGGGCUGGAUGGCUCCCUAGUUUUCUUGGAGCAUGUGUUCUGGGUGGUGUCUCUCAACACACUCUUCAUCCUGGUCUUUGCUUUUUGCCCAUAUCACAUUGGCCAUUUUUCAGUGGUUGGACUGGGCUUUGAAGAUUAUGUCAAAGCGUCACACUUUGAUGGCCUCAUCACCACUGUACUGGGGUACAUCCUCCUGGCUGGAGCUUUCAUAGUCUUCCAUGCAUUGGCUUCAUUAGUGAGGUUCCAGCGGUCCAGACGCCUCUUGGGUGUCUGCUACAUUGUUGUCAAGGUGUCCCUGCUGGUUGUCAUGGAGAUAGGCUUGUUCCCACUGAUUUGUGGUUGGUGGCUCGACAUUUGCUCACUAGAGAUGUUUGAUGGGACUCUGAAAGACAGGGAGCAGAGUUUUGACUCGGCCCCUAGUACUACCAUGUUCCUCCACUGGUUGGUCGGCAUGGUCUACGUCUUCUACUUUGCAUCCUUCAUCCUCCUGCUCAGAGAGGUGCUCCGGCCUGGUGUGCUGUGGUUCCUGAGGAACCUGAACGAUCCAGACUUCAACCCAGUCCAAGAGAUGAUCCACUUGCCCAUCUACAGACACCUGCGGAGGUUUAUACUCUCUGUGGUGGUGUUUGGCUCCAUAGUUCUGCUGAUGCUUUGGCUUCCUAUCAGAAUCAUUAAACUGCUCUUCCCAACCUUCCUUCCCUACAACGUCAUGCUUUACAGUGAUGCCCCAGUCAGCGAGCUGUCAUUGGAGCUGCUGUUGCUUCAGGUUGUUCUGCCAGCAUUGUUGGAGCAGGGUCACACUCGCCAGUGGCUCAAACGGCUCGUCCAUGCCUGGACAUUCACAGCUGGAUACAUGCUCGACCUUCACUCCUACCUCCUGGGGGACCAUGAAGACGAUGACAACCAACCAAACAACAACCCUCCCGGUCGCCAUAACAACAACAGGAUCCCUGGUCUGGGGGAAGGGCUUCAUGCUGCCCAUCAGGCCAUUCUACAGCAGGGCGGUCCUGUGGGUUUCCAGUCGUACCACCGGCCCAUCAACUUCCCCCUCAAGAUCAUUCUGCUGGUUGUCUUUAUGUGUGUGACGCUGUUACUGGCUAGUCUGAUCUGCCUUACACUGCCAGUGUGUGCAGGUCGCUGGCUGAUGUCUUUCUGGAUGGGCAGUGCCGUGGUUCAUGAGCUGUACACGGCAGCCAGUGGUCUGUACGUCUGCUGGCUGUCCAUUCGAGCCGCCACAGUGAUGCUUUCCUGGAUGCCACAGGGACGGUCCGUCAUCAUGAUCAAAGUUCAAGAGUGGACACUCAUGAUCCUAAAGACCAUUGUGGUGGCUGUGAUGUUAGCUGGGGUAAUUCCUCUGCUGUUGGGUCUGCUGUUUGAGCUGGUCAUCGUAGCUCCUCUCAGAGUCCCACUGGACCAGACGCCUCUCUUCUACCCCUGGCAGGACUGGGCCUUGGGUGUGCUCCAUGCUAAAAUCAUUGCUGCCAUCACACUAAUGGGCCCUCAGUGGUGGCUCAAAACUGUCAUCGAGCAGGUGUAUGCUAACGGUAUCCGAAACAUUGACCUCCAUUUCAUCGUGCGAGGGCUAGCUGCCCCUGUCAUCUGCGUCCUGCUGCUGUCUCUCUGUGUGCCCUACACCGUCUCUAAAGGCAUUACACCACUGCUGGGUGUGCAGCCAGAGAUGCAGAUGCUGGUGGAGAGGAGGAUCUAUCCGUUCCUGCUGAUGGUGGUCACGCUGUUGGCCAUCCUGUCCUUCCAGAUACGACAGUUCAAACGCCUCUACGAACACAUCAAGAACGACAAAUACCUGGUUGGACAGCGACUGGUGAACUAUGAACGUAAGACAGGCAGGAGCAUGUCCACCUCCUCAAAUAGCACUGCCUCAUAGACCUGACACUGCUGUGGGAUCAGUGGAGCUGACUCACCCUGCCCAGCACUGAGAGCUAUCAUCAGCUCCUGUGGUGAAACCUUAAUAUUUCCUCCGUGCUUGGCUGUCAAAUGUCAACUUCAAACACAGCCUCUAAACUUCUGACUUACUCUUAUUCACCAACAUGUACUGCUGUCUCAGGCUGGGAGACAAAGACGUUACAGAGUGAAGACAAAAGUCUUCACGAAAAAUUUAAAUUUCUGAACAAGGUUGUUAACCAACCUGCAAAAACAGUCAGCAUGAGGUGUUGACUGUUCAUCCUGUUUAAUGUGUCCGUUUUUGUCUUCAACGCAGCUGACAUUUUAAGUUCUGAUUACAUUAUUUAAAAAAAGGUUUGAGUUGAAGUUGGGUCAGUUGAGCUUUUCCCUCAGAUUGUGCUUCCUUUUGAAUGUUUGUGAAAUGUUUUGACAUUUCAGAGCUGCGGAGGAGAUAUCUGGACUAUAGCGAGAACGCCUCUGUGGUUCUGUUCCAAUUGUCGAUUCAUCUCAAAUGACACCCUUCAUUAAAAUUGAGGUUGUCAGUGAAAAGGAGGGACAUACAUGAUGUAGCAAUGUGAUUUUCUUUUUUCUUUAGUUGUGGGUUUUUUUUUUAGAUUUGUAUUAGAUUUGUCUUCAUUGAUUUAUUUUUUUAUUUUUUUAUAGUUGUUUAAUGUCUGGAGUAAGCUGUUAAUCUGAGAAUUCUUCUGAAGUAAAAAUGUAGAAAUAGAAAGGAAGAAAAGAACAUUUUAGACAAUCUGGUCACGGCCCUGGGACAUGUUUUUUCUUCUUUGUUUCUUUUCUUUUUUUGAGAUAUUCCCCUGCAAAUUUUAAAAACAGUCUGGGUUGUGUAGUACCUUCCUGAGCAAAUCCACCCUCAGCAGAGGAGAGGUCAUUAACAUGAAAAAAGUCACACAGCACACAAAAAGUUAGUUUUCAACUAAGAAUAUUUAAACUGGAAAGACAACCUCAGAACAUUUCCGAAUGUGCCUGUGUUACACCUUUGGACUGACACAGAUUUUGUAGAAAUAAUUAUUCUGAUAGAAUAAAAAAAUUAUGUGAGCUAGCUUGCCCUUAGUGGCUUGUAGUGGUGCUAAUUAGCUGUUCAGACUCUUAACUGUCUGCUUCAGCUAAAAACAACUAUAUAAACAACAAAACACUGAUUUUCAUUGGGGGGAAAAGUGACUCUUGUUGCGUUAACUCAUCUCAUUUAGGGCAAGGUAGCACCAGUACUGAAAUGGAGUACAAACUACUAAUGCAGGUAAUUGGUUGGAGGAGGUGGCACGCUGCCACAUUUGUCUGUUUCCUAACUUACAAAAAACUCAGAAGGUUUUUCUUUUUCUGUACUGUUACACCUGCCAAGCUGAACCAGGCAGAUCAUGACACAACUCAUCUUGUAAUCAAUUUAGUUACUAGUGACAGCAUUAACAGUUGCCUACCUACAUGUUGGACCUGUGUAGUGUGAAGAUUUUAAAUUACAUUUCACAAAAAUAAUACAAAUAAUUACAAACUGAAUGACUGAUUAGCUAACUAGCAUUGGUUAGAUUAGCAUAAUCAGAUGUUUCCCACUCAUUCUAAAUUGCAUGAAUACUGUUAUAUUUGUCCAUGUAUGCAGAUAUAAUUAAAACAAAGUCAUACCUACAUUUACAAAGGGUUUGCAAUUUAAUAUAGAUUUCCUCAUAAAACAGUAUGUUUUCCAGUUCUGUUACAGCUAUGCUACAGUGACUUCCUGUUUACAUAGUUGAUUGCUUUUGAUUGGAUGGAGCUACAAUUGUUUCCUGGCAAUCAGUUUUCACAUUACUUAAGUCUUUACUAGCUAAGACAUUCCUUAAAUUUUAAUGGUGCAACCUAGUUUAGGUAAAUUGCUGGGGUUGCAACUAGCUAGCUCUUAUGAACUUAUGAAGGACUUCACACACAAACUUAGUAAUGGAUUUAUGACUAGCUGGUGCAGCCCAGUCCUGCUCCUUUUCCCUGAAGGUUGAAGUUAUAAUUCAGAAAAGUAAUUAUUUCCUUUGAUGUGAGCGGUGGUGGUAUUUUGUUUCGGGCGAGGCUGCAUGCCUUCUCUAAAAUACACUGCUCAGAUAUUUACCAGCCUGAAGGAAAUAAAAGGAAAAACAAAUGAUAAACUGGCGGACCCUUAGCGGCUUAUAUGAUUCUAACUGCUAAUGUCCAACUGAAGAACAAGAUGUCGAUUUUUGUUUCAAACAAGCUACAGAUAUAUAUGUACUGCAUGUACGCUGAGUUGAAAUAUAUUUAAAUGAAAAAUAGUCUGUACUCAGAAAGCAUCUUCACCCUGACACAUAUCCUUGUCUUCAGCAGUUUAGAUACGGUGAUGUCUCAAAUCACUAAAAAGACUCAUGUUGCACACCAGUACCACCUUCCAGUGUGGUUAUGUUGUUGAGGCAUGUAUGUAGUUUGAUGUCUGACACUUCUUCCACAUUGGUCGCAGCAGUUUAGUUUCUCGCCUGUGUGGAUAUGCUGGUGGAUCUUGUACACACUUGAGACUCCUGUGUCAGUUCAUAUCUGUUCAGGUUAACUAACCAGCCGAAACAUUUCCCCACAUUUCUGACGGCGAUCAGAUCUGCUUGUGUUUGUCUGUGAGGACAGCAGCAGGAGCUGGCGUACGGCUGUCAAUGUUCGUCGUCUUGUCCCACCUGAUGCUUCUUCUCCUGUGUGUCAGCUCGUUGGUCUGAUUUACUGUAUAUUAUUGAAUUCACUUCGAGUGGCACUCUGAUGUGCUGUGUGUUGCUCAGAGGAAACAGAGUCUUUUUCCCUUUCAUUACUUCAACACCUCUUCAGCCUUCAGCCCAUCAGUUACCAUGGCUUUCAGAAUUGGAGGGUUUGAUUUUCAAUAUUACUGUGUAGGACAUGAAAGUAAUAGCACUAGUGUUCACCUGACUUGUUGUGGUUUAGUUGGUUGAAGAGAGGCAGGGUCUUAUGAAGAUGAAAGGGUCUUGUGUUGAAGAGGUACUGAAAAGACUUCUGGAUCCAACACAAUUCUCUUUCUUUGAUCCUUGACUGACUUCUGACUCCACCUGGGAGCUGAGUUGGUAGUUGCAGGCUGAGUCACUCUCACUUUGAUCUACUUGUCAGUUUAAUAAUAGCUGACUUUGUCAGUUUUGGCUUUAGUUUCAGUUUUGGCUUUAGUUUUAACUUUUCCAGAUAAAGGUUCAGUGGGUUCCUUUCAGGAUAAGAUGUCUCAUGGUAGCAGAAGGAACUCUGAUUGACCGUUAAUCCAAAAUUCUCUGCUCUUCACCUCCUUCUCUCGUAUCUCAUCUCUCUUAAUGGCUCAGACCUGUUUCCUCCAAAUUAUUUUAACGCAAGACUAUGUAACUCUUGAAAGAAGAACUAACACUAUCUUCCCCUUAAAAAAGAAAAGUUGAAUUUAAAAGCAAUUAAACAAACCGCUUAAUUCAAUAUAAAUAUGUAGUUUAGCAGCUACAUGGUCUGGUAUGACGAGUAGCUAAUGUUAGCAAACUUUAGGUAUAUAUUGCUGUGUAACUGACAUUACUAAGACAGGAGACUUGCUUGUUGUUACCCAUUUCAUUACUCUGUCAAGUCAACUAAUGGUGGUGUCUUUAAAGCAACUGACUAAAGAGAAUUUGGGGAAAUGCGGGGAAAUUGAACGUGCCAUUAAUCUGUAAUUACCACUGUUUCCAUACUGUUCAGCAGACAUUACAUAGUCUCCCUUUAAAACAGGGCUCUCUUUGUCAUACUGGCAUAUCUCUCCCUGGCAGGAGCAUUCCAGGUGCUCAGAGUGAAGAGCUGUAGCUGACUCUAAACUGUAUGUGCUUUAAAAUCAACAAAAGGUUAGGAUCAUACUAAACAAGAACAGGUAGUUAGAAGAAGAAUAAGUCUGCAGUGGCUUGUUUUAUAGUCGAGUUGACAGCUACUUAAAUAAUCUCUGUAACACACGCAUGAUAGUUUUGUAUUCUGAUUAAACAGCUCGACAUUUUGCGAAUACGUUCAUUCGCUUUCUUGCUGAGUUAGAUGAGGAGAUUGAUAACCACAGUUGCAUCUGUAUGCUAACUUUGAAGCUAGAGCAAUGAGAUGGUUAUCUUAGCUUAGCGUAAAUACUAGAAACAGCGGGAAACAGCUAGCCCAGCUCUAUUCAAAUGUAACAAAAUCCACCUAGCAGCACCAGCUCACUAAUUAACAUGUUAUAUCUCGUCUGUUUUUAUAUGUACAAAUAACGAAUUGUAAAACAGCGUCAAUUUCUGGUUUCACAAGCGGUUGCAUACUGGAACUAUUUCUUGGCCGGAGGCAGUGACUUCCUGGAGUCUCUGCUGGUUGCCCGGCAACCUGAAGACUCUAUCACUAUUGCUUUAAGGUUCCAAACAUUUCAGUUUCUACUCCCAAAAGCACUCUUUGCAUGGAGAUAUAAAGUCAGUGUCUAGGUGUUGGACUCCCAAUGUUUCACUUGUAUGACCACAUCGGUCUCCUCUGCUUCACUACCCUUGAAAAAAAAUGCCUGAAAUUUUUUUCCUUCAUGUUUCAAAGCAAGUUUCAGAAUUUUAAGUUAGAAGGCAUAUUCCUAGAGCCACUACAGAACAAAACCAUUACAAUUAAAUCAAGUAUUUGAAAAAUUAAAGGGUGUUGCAACCUCUCAAAAACAAAAAGACAUUUUUUAAAUGACAGAAAUGAGCCCCAGCCAUUCUUAAAAACUAUUUCUUGUUGCCAAUGAAAACUGAAUCCAAUUCUCUGAUAUCAUCUUGCUCCUAAAAUCCUGGGAGAGAUGUUUGGGAUGUUUUUAAGUUUAUGUUCUUUUUUUUAGACUAUAAUGGUUGAGUAGAAAUUCCUUUUUUUUUUUUUUUUUUUUUGUGCAAAUGUUUUAAUGUGUUGCACUUUAUACUACAGUUUGCAAUCAUUUCAGUAUCCAUUUGAACACACUCAACAUAUCAGGGUUUGUGUGUUUUUAUUUCCCUCCCACCGAGACUGAAAUAUGUACACAAAUGGGUUUUACUUAAAAAGAUGAGUUUAAGUUUUGUGUCUGUUUUUGACACUGCAUUUGUGUGAGAAGUGUUUCAUUAGUAAUUUGGUAAAUAUAAACUGCUUUUCUAUUGAUAUGGAUUGUGAAUUACAUUAACUUAAGUGCUGACAACUGUAGUGCUGCUGUGGGAAACACACUGUAAAGUGACCUUUUAGUGUCAUCUUGAACUGAGCUGGACACAUCAAAUUUUGGUCUUGAAUUUCAAUUUCUAAAAGCAAAUGAUUUCUAUUUUUAUAUGUGCAAAGAAGGCAGUGGCAUGUACUGUAACAUAAAGGUAUAUACUUCAUUUUUGGUUCAGUAAUAUGAAACCCUAAUAAAUAGUUGUGUGCAGUGUGCAGUUUUGUCUUCACACUGCAGACAAUAUGAUCCUCAA